AUGCGUGCCAUCUAUGUCGAUUCGAAAGCCCAAAUGGAGGAAAUGGUCACGGCUUAUGAGAACAACGGCAUUCACCCUGCUGUGGACUCAAAGUCGUUCACCGUUGAGCAAGCUAAAGAGGCGUUUGAGUAUUUGGGAGCUCAGAAACACAUUGGAAAGGUUUGUGUGCAGAUCGAGUAA
This is a messenger RNA of Fusarium oxysporum Fo47, 180 nucleotides long. RefSeq lists its product as uncharacterized. The record is from RefSeq and is a predicted model, not a curated record. NCBI's taxonomy places the organism in Eukaryota, Fungi, Ascomycota, Sordariomycetes, Hypocreales, Nectriaceae. The coding region runs from base 1 to 180 and encodes 59 amino acids. The transcript is spliced from 2 exons.